Messenger RNA from Gymnodraco acuticeps, 1577 nucleotides. Its product is annotated as ubiquitin thioesterase OTUB2-like. Lineage: Eukaryota; Metazoa; Chordata; Actinopteri; Perciformes; Bathydraconidae. The transcript has 6 exons. Gene Ontology annotation, cellular component: nucleus. The coding region runs from base 114 to 797 and encodes 227 amino acids. Gene Ontology annotation, biological process: protein K48-linked deubiquitination; negative regulation of double-strand break repair. The record is from RefSeq and is a predicted model, not a curated record. Gene Ontology annotation, molecular function: ubiquitin binding; cysteine-type deubiquitinase activity.
UGUCCCUUUAACAGGAACACGUGGUACCUGCAACAUCCGUUAUGCAGAAAAUGGAAAUAAGAUUGCAACAAUGUUUUGACACGCAGUUUUGAAGCACGGAUUCUUGCUUAACUAUGGAGGCAGGCAGCCUUGUCUCAUACCGAGAGGACAUUUCUACGCUGUUCCCCGAGCACACACCGGGUGCCAAAUAUAAAGAUUUAAGCAGCCAGUUCCACACCGUCAGACAAGUGCGUGGAGAUGGAAACUGCUUCUACAGAGCCCUCUUCUUCUCAUACUUGGAGUCAGUCUUACACAAUCCCAGGGCUCUGCAGAGAUUUAGGGAGAAAAUCCUUCAAACCUGUGAAGACUUCUCUACUGCGGGAUUUGAUGAGAGUUCCUUCAAGCACCACCUGAAUACAGUUGUUACUGUUCUGGAGCAGUGUCAGGCUGAUGAGCAGGAAGACACGCUGCUCAGGCUCUUCAAUGAGCAGAGGACAUCUGACAGUGUGGUGCAAUAUCUCAGGCUGCUCACCUCAGCACACCUUCAAAACCAGGCAGAGUUCUUCUGCCACUUUGUGGAGGCGCCCAAUCUACUAGUCUACUGUCAUCAGGAAGUGGAGGCCAUGGCGAUGGAGUGCGAUCAUGUGGAUAUCUUAGCUCUGUCACAGGCUCUGGAUAUUUGCAUCCACAUCGUCUCCAUGGAGGGGGAUGAGCAGCAGCUGGCUCACCACGUCAUUCCAGAGGGUGCCGAACCCUCCCUGCACCUCCUCUACCAGACGUCACAUUAUAACAUUCUCUACCCGCGACUUCAACACUGACCAGAGAUCCACCAGGACUCAGCUUAACUCAGGAAUAUUGACUUUGGUUCAAUAAAAUCCCAACUGGGUUUAAGGACACUUGAGAAAACAGAUUUUUAUAUAGUCUUGCAGUGUACAGCGAUUUAACAUUUAGAAAUACAUGUUUUUUUGCACAUUGUGCAAAAAGUAUUUAAAGUUACAAUCUCGAAGAUCUGUGCUCUUUUUGGCAGCAUUUAUGCUGAUAAACUCUAUUUUAACUUUAUUUUCACUUCCCAAAAGCAAGAGCUUACAUUAGUGGGUCCAAGGCUUUACCACCAUUGUGUUAUCUCCUUCACUACGAUAGUGUUAAACAACAUUCAUUUUAAAUGAAAAUCUUCGAAUUAUUACUUUAAAUGUAUUUAUGUAAACAAAUACAUAAAUCUUCUCUUAAUACACAUUCCAUUAACACGUCACUGCUGCUGCUGCUGCUUUUCUUUCUUCUGCUUUUUCUGCUGUUGUGGACCACGUUUCUUUAACUUCUGUUUUUCCUCCUGCUCUGUAACCAUGGUAAGGGCACUUUCCUUUCCACCUCGAUGCAUGUUAGCCAGUGAGAGCCUUCCCAUUUGAGUGGGGUACUUGGUCAUGAUCUCCCUUUUGAACACAGGCUUGGAGAUCAGAUAUUUCAAAUGCUUUUUCAUCCCCUUCACCAACUUCUGCUGCUCUCUGUCACCCUCAUCAUCCCUUGCUCCACCUGUAGACAAAGAUGGCAUAUUCAGUUGUCUGUAUUUGAAAAUGUUUUAAUAAAGGGAACCUGUUACAAUA